Messenger RNA from Auxenochlorella protothecoides, 1434 nucleotides. RefSeq names its product Pyridoxine/pyridoxamine 5'-phosphate oxidase. Gene Ontology annotation, molecular function: pyridoxamine phosphate oxidase activity; FMN binding. The coding region runs from base 1 to 1434 and encodes 477 amino acids. NCBI's taxonomy places the organism in Eukaryota, Viridiplantae, Chlorophyta, Trebouxiophyceae, Chlorellales, Chlorellaceae. The transcript is spliced from 3 exons. The record is from RefSeq and is a predicted model, not a curated record. Gene Ontology annotation, biological process: pyridoxine biosynthetic process.
AUGGCCUACCUGUCAAAGGCCGAUGCAGCGGCGAUAGACGCGGAGCUGAUGGGCCCCGGUGGCUUCUCCCUGGACCAGCUGAUGGAGCUGGCGGGCCUGUCAGUGGCCUGUAGCCUGGCGGCGGAGUACCCCGCGGCCACCCACCCUCGCGUCCUCGUCCUGGCGGGCCCGGGCAACAACGGCGGCGACGGGCUGGUGGCGGCGCGCCACCUGCGCCACUUCGGGUACGAGGUGGCUGUGGCCUACCCGCGCCCCACGCAGCGGCCCCCCUUCCAGGGCCUGGUGACCCAGCUGCGGCGCGCGGGCGCGCGCCUGGUGCCCGUGGAGGACCUGGGCCCGGACGCCCACGCCUGGCCCGCCGACGUGGUGCUGGACGGGCUCUUCGGCUUCAGCUUCCGCGGCCCGCUGCGCCCGCCCUUCGAUGCGCUGGUUGCCGCGCUGGCGGCGGGCGCGGGAGCCGCCGCACGGGCGACGGGUGCCGGGGACGCCGUGCUGCGCCCCUGCCCCGCCCUCGUCUCCAUCGACGUGCCCUCCGGCUGGGAUGUGGAGGCCGGGGACGAGGCAGGGCACGGCCUGCGCCCGGACAUGCUCGUCUCGCUCACGGCGCCCAAGCGCUGUGCGGCGCGCUUCGCCGGCGCGCACCACUACCUGGGCGGACGGUUCUUGACCCCCGACCUGGCCGCCCGCUACGGUCUGGCCGACCUGCCCCCAUUCCCCGGGACGCAGCAUGCCCCCGCUCCGGCGCCCGCCCCGCCGACCACGGCCUCGCCGCACGCCGACCUGCCCGGCAUGCGGCAGAGCUACACGGCGGGGACUCUGGAGGAAAGCGACGCGCCCGCCGACCCGCUGGCCCUGUUCCAGCGCUGGUUCGGCGACGCGCGCGCGCACCCGGGCGUGGCCGAGCCCAACGCCAUGGUGCUGAGCACGCUGGGCGCAGGCAGCGCCCCCAGCGCGCGCGUCGUGCUGCUCAAGGGUCUGGACUCGCGCGGCUUCGCUUUCUUCACCAACUACGCCAGCCGCAAGGGGACUGAAUUGGAUGCCAACCCAGCCGCGGCGCUGACCUUCUUCUGGGAGCCGCUGCAGCGCCAGGUGCGAGUGGAGGGCUUCGCCCGCCGCCUCCCUGCCGCCGAGUCGGAGGCCUACUUCAACAGCCGGCCUCGCGGCAGCCAGCUGGGCGCCUGGGCCAGCCGCCAGAGUGCGCCGGUGGCAGGAAACGGUCGCGCCGCGCUGGACGAGCGCAUGGCGGAGCUGGAGGGGCAGUACGCCGACGAGCGAGAGCCGGUGCCCUACCCCGAGCACUGGGGCGGGUUCGUGCUGGAGCCGCACGCGCUCGAGUUUUGGCAGGGCCGGCCCAGCCGCCUGCACGACCGCCUGGUGUACGAACGGCGGGGCGGGGAGGAGGGCGGCUGGACCCUGACGCGGCUGCAGCCCUGA